Messenger RNA from Budorcas taxicolor (takin), 1059 nucleotides. RefSeq names its product G protein-coupled receptor 139 (gene GPR139). Gene Ontology annotation, biological process: G protein-coupled receptor signaling pathway. Gene Ontology annotation, cellular component: membrane. Gene Ontology annotation, molecular function: neuropeptide receptor activity. The record is from RefSeq and is a predicted model, not a curated record. The transcript is spliced from 2 exons. The coding region runs from base 1 to 1059 and encodes 352 amino acids. Lineage: Eukaryota; Metazoa; Chordata; Mammalia; Artiodactyla; Bovidae.
AUGGAGCACACGCACGCCCAUCUCGUAGCCAACAGCUCGCAGUCCUGGUCCCCCGGCUCGGCCUGCGGCUUGGGCUUCGUGCCCGUGGUCUACUACAGCCUCUUGCUGUGCCUCGGUUUACCAGCAAAUAUCCUAACCGUGAUCAUCCUCUCUCAGCUGGUGGCUAGGAGACAGAAGUCUUCGUACAACUAUCUCUUGGCACUUGCUGCUGCUGACAUCUUGGUCCUCUUUUUCAUUGUGUUCGUGGACUUCCUAUUGGAAGAUUUCAUCUUGAACAUGCAGAUGCCUCAGGUACCCGAUAAGAUCGUAGAAGUGCUGGAAUUCUCAUCCAUCCACACUUCCAUCUGGAUUACUGUUCCAUUAACUAUUGACCGCUAUAUCGCAGUAUGCCACCCGCUCAAGUACCACACGCUCUCCUACCCAGCCCGCACCCGGAAAGUCAUCGUAAGCGUUUACGUCACCUGCUUCCUGACCAGUAUCCCCUACUACUGGUGGCCCAACCUCUGGACUGAAGACUACAUCAGCACCUCCAUGCAUCAUGUCCUUAUCUGGAUUCACUGCUUCACUGUGUACUUGGUACCCUGUUCCAUCUUCUUCAUCUUGAACUCAAUCAUUGUGUACAAGCUCAGGAGGAAGAGCAAUUUUCGCCUCCGUGGCUACUCCACGGGGAAAACCACUGCCAUCUUGUUUACCAUCACCUCCAUCUUUGCCACCCUCUGGGCCCCACGCAUCAUCAUGAUCCUCUACCACCUUUACGGGGCACCCAUCCAGAACCGCUGGCUGGUGCACGUCAUGUCCGAUGUUGCCAACAUGCUGGCCCUUCUGAACACGGCCAUCAACUUCUUCCUCUAUUGCUUCAUCAGCAAGCGGUUCCGCACCAUGGCAGCCGCUACACUCAAGGCCUUCUUCAAGUGCCAGAAGCAACCCGUUCAGUUCUACACCAACCAUAACUUUUCCAUAACAAGUAGCCCCUGGAUCUCACCGGCCAACUCACACUGUAUCAAGAUGCUGGUGUACCAGUAUGACAAAAAUGGAAAACCUAUAAAAGUAUCCCCAUGA